Molecule: messenger RNA, 615 nt
Organism: Penaeus monodon (black tiger shrimp)
Lineage: Eukaryota; Metazoa; Arthropoda; Malacostraca; Decapoda; Penaeidae
Product: vegetative cell wall protein gp1-like
Exons: 4
Coding region: 1-615 (204 amino acids)
Source: RefSeq, a predicted model, not a curated record
AUGCGAGGGAGGAAGAAGAUGGAAAAAGAGGAAAAAACCUCCCGCUUUGACCUCCCACGUCACGGAGGCGCCAAGGCAAGCUCUUCAGCCGCCCUCGGAAGUUCCCGCCGAGAAGUUCUAGAAUGGUUCGAAGCGUUCAUGAGUCCAUUUCCUCCAGAACCCGUGUCCUUCCUCCUGAACCCGUUCCUUCCUCCAAAAACCCGUGUCUUCCCUCCGAACCCGAACCCGUGUCCUUCCUCCAGAACCCGUGUCCUUCCUCCAGAACCCGUGUCCUUCCUCCAGAACCCGUGUCCUUCCUCCAGAACCCGUGUCCUUCCUCCUGAACCCGUGUCCUUCCGCCAGAACCCGUGUCCAUCCUCCAGAACCCGUGUCCUUCCUCCAGAACCCGUGUCCUUCCGCCAGAACCCGUGUCCUUCCUCCAGAACCCGUGUCCUUCCUCCAGAACCCGUGUCCUUCCCCAAAAACCCACUCGAAGACCCGAAAACCAGCGAAUCUAAGGACCCGAAAAUCCGAGGGUGCGAGAACCUGACGACCCCGAAGACCCGAAGAUCCGAGAACCCGAGAAGAACCACAGAACCCGAAAGUCCCAAAACCCGAAAACCCGAAAACCCCUGA